AAUGAACAAUAUCUAAGGGUAUUCGCUUUCUAAGCCAUCAACUAAAACCACAUAAGCACCAGGUGGUAAUUCAUCCAUCUCAUUUGUAAUUUUGAAUUAAUAUUCAGGGCUCGGAUGAACCUGCUCCUCAAUAAAAACGAGUCGUAAGAGACCCUAAUGCUAGUAAUUUUACUCUUGGAGGAGACCCUGUUCCUUAAAAAGGAUAGCAAUAAUAGCAAAACUAAUAAUAAUAAUAGGAUUAAGGUUUUUAAUAUUUUGAAUAUUUUUUUAGGGACCCAUACAUCAGUUAAAGUUAAGAAUCCACCUGGAGGUCGUUCAUAAAUAUAAUUCGGAUGAA
Messenger RNA from Paramecium pentaurelia, 337 nucleotides. Lineage: Eukaryota; Ciliophora; Oligohymenophorea; Peniculida; Parameciidae. The record is from the annotation of a GenBank genome assembly.